UAUACUAUUUUUUUCUAUUUUGUAAUUGCCUGUGUUAAGACAUCUAAAGCGAAUGGCACGAAGUGAAGACAAGCCCGUAAUUCCGACGCGGCUUCGUGCUGUGGACACAUGUAGCGAUACGUGAUAAUACAAAAUGGUAACCGUGUAAGCCAUUGCUGUAACAGUAAUUAUGGCGGGGGGAGGGGGGUCGCGAAGGUUAUGCUGCCUCCUCGCUGAAUCGCUGCACCUGUUCAAAGAAGCAUUGAUGGCGGAAUUUAAAUAAGAAGGCGGCUUUGUGGCGGAUAAUGAGGCGGCGCGCGUGCGGCGCUGUUCCGGGGGAGGGCACGGGGCGUCGGGAGCAGAUGGCAAUUACCAGAUUGGAUAACCGCCUUUGUGAAAGGUCCCGGAGCCGUUUGAAGGCCCUGCAUUGUCCUCCCCCUAUUGAUAAUUAGUAAUAGUUAAUUAUAAGUGUAAUGCCAGUUAUGGUUAGAGGCCGAUGCGGUGAGACGCUAAAGCCUAACGGUGAUUUAGGCAGCGUGUGUUUGGGACUGACGCUGUAUCGCAUCACAAACUGACCGAGGAAGAUUAAACUAGAUGCGCCCGAACUGGGCUGAGUUUCCCGAAGCCUUAAUUCGUCCUUCGUAAGUUCUGUGUUAAAAAGAUAGAAUUUAUGAACGACAUAUCUUUAAGGCUUUAGGAAACUCAGCCCUGGACAACACAGGCUAUUUGACGUACACUGUUACCCAGGUAGAUAUGAUUUUGUUGAGCGGUGUAGGGAUGAGGGGGUGGUAAUGUUUUUUCAGGCUGGUCUGAAAACUAAAAAAAAAAAAACUUCUUUAGUCACCCUUGUUUUGUAUUAGUGAAGAAAUGUAGGUCCUACUGUUUCUCUUCACUGCUGAUACCUGUAGCAAUAAAAAUUAUGCACAUUUUACAUCAGGGUAAGUACAGCUCGUUUGUAGUAAAAUUGUUUUUAAUUAGGUACUGUAUGCUUAGGAAGUGCAUGAAAUACAUGUUUUUAAACAUAUACGUAUGGAAUUUUUAACCCCAAAUUCAGGGGGUUAUAUAUUCGCUAACCCUAGUUUUGUGUAGGAUGUGAUUGUGACUUCACACUGGUGGGAGUACCUGUGGCUGCGAGGUUUGCCUAAAAAGCAGGAGCUUUGAACGUCUGAGGAGCGUGAGAUGGCCCUGCAUAAGCUGCUGGCACGCAGCAGAUCUCGGCCAGAUUGUAGCUGCCAUUAGAGACAGCAGUUGCCUUAGAGUUUUGGAUUCAAAAUCUUAGUCCCCUGUGAGGAACUUUAUGGAUUUUUGGAUACAAAUAAUCAUGCAGUGGGAACACUUUUACUGCUGGGUAGGCAUGGACUGAUUCUCUUUCCGAUUUCUCUUCAAUCCAAAGUUGGUACCGUCGAUAUUGAUAUUAAAUCCGGCCCAAACAUUGAUAAUAAACCUUGUCAAGCAGGGGGCUGGAGAUGUGCUGCUGGAUCAGUUGUUGCCCCUCAGCACUGUAGCAGUUCAUGUACGGUAGGUAUUUCAAUGAAUGAAAGUUGCAUUUAUAUAGCGCUUUUCUCAACACUUGAAGCGCUUUAUAGAAGCAGUGGGGAACCACUUCAACCACCACCACAAUGUUUAGAAUAGAUUCUCAAAAUGAAAACAUUCUGAUUGAAAGAAUCAAUAUUUUAGCAUCGAUCUACACAUCCCUACUUGGAGAUGUAUAGUAGCCGCCUUCCUGUGAUGUCCUGGAUUUGUAUGAAGUAAAGAUCUGCUUCAGGUUCUGAGAGUGACUUUUCUGUUCUGUUUUUUGGCUUAAUUUCUUCACUAUCGAUCCUGCUUAAAUAAGACAGUGGCAGCAGCGACGCAAAUUUCUUCCCUUAGUUAAGAGUAUUUGACUCAGGAUCAAAAGAAAUGUUACUUUGUAUAAGCUGACUGCUCUGGUGACUAAGGGUUUGGUUUUAGGGAAAUGCUUUUAGAGAAAAAUGUCAAAAGUAUAUUAAGUUAUCAAUGCCAUGGGGUUUUGCUGCAAACUUUUGAUUGUUGACCUGCUUAUUUGAUUUCCCCUUUGUGUUUCUCUGUAAAAGGGAAGGUUAUUGUUUACCGGCUUAGCAGAACGUAUGUCACAGUGGGGUGUGAGUGGGGGCCGAGGCUGCAUCCCUGCUGUUCUGAUCGUGUGCUGCUGGCUCUUUGUAAGAGCGUCAACUUUUGUGUUCCCGUGGCAGAGUAGACAAAGCAGCAGCUCUCCAUGUGCAGAACUCCACUUCUGGCAGCCAUGGCCUGUGACCUGUCCGCUUCAGUUUGAUGGGGGGGGGGGGGGGUGUCUGGCCCCCCCAGAGAAGGAGGAAUCAUCUGAAACAGUAUUUCUCAAUCCCAGAUAGUUCAUGUUUACCAGGAACUGGGAGGCAGAAAAAAUGUGGGCUGUUUGGGAGGGAGCGGACGAAUGGGGUGCCGGGGGGGUCCUCGAUGAGAAGAUUGAGAAAUUCUGAUCUAGAAAGUACAGGAAUUAUUGACUGGUUUUGGAUCGGUUUUCCAGUACUUAUCGCACCAUAAUUGGUGUUUCUGUAUUCUAUCACAGUCAUGGGCAAACCUGACGAGUGUCCUGUAUCAUUCCGAUAGUGUGAAAACUGCCUCCAUUAAUGAUUUCGUUAAUGAUUUUGCUAUUGCUUUGCUAAUUUGGCCUUCCUGCAGUAAGGUAUACUCUUCUAUCUUUCCCCAGUUCUGGCACAAACUAAAAAUACACAUAUUCAGACUCUGCUCCAAACCCUAAAUGAAUGCACUGCCUCUGCCUGUUUUUGCAUGGUGACGAUAGCACAGCACUCUUGUACGCAGUGUUAAGUAGUCUGAGUGCGAGCAGGCAUUCCGUGUUCCAUACAUUUAAUGUACUAUGUUUGGCACUCAAGUACAUGUCCGUCAAGAAAAUAAAAGUAGGUUUAAAAAUGAUACCUGAUUUAUGCAUGUGUUUUUUCCACUUGUGGCCGAUUUAAAUAGCAUAUGUCGCUCUGCAGUGUACCUUCUUGGAGUGAUUGAUGUGUCCUAGAGUGCAUGUCACCCUGUGUAUCUGCGAGUGUAUAGCAGUCUGUGUUCCGCCUCCUCCUGCGUGUCACUCUCCACCAAUCCCACUGGCCCUGGCCACCCGGUCUGCUCCACUGACAAUAGUAAGUGUGACCAUGGCCUCCUGAUCGAAGCAGGCCUUCAGAAUGGGGCUGGCACUUCAUCAGGAAGUGCCUGUAUGUAUUUAUGUAUGCAUUUUGGGGGGGGUAUCGGCAUUUGGACCAACAGCUGGCCUGGUUCCAUUACAGACCUGCUCCCUUUUUUGUCCUCGCUGUCAGAGUGUUCACCUCAGCCCUGGAGCAGAGUCUUCCUGCUGUUCUCCAAAUCCGUCCCGCUGAGCUGUUCGCGUGGCCGGAGAGAAUCGCACUGUUCUUUGUUGGGGGGCAUGCUUCACACGUGAUUGGUUUCGACCGCCCCCUACUUGGCUGGGGAAGUGAAACGUCACAGUCGGCUGGAUCACAGCUCGGUGACCAAUUGCGGACCAGCAGCCUCUGGCCUAGAAGCCUUCUGUGGUAUACUCACUCAGGGGCCUGAUCCUACACCCCCCCUUGCUCUUUGUCUGUGGGCUGCUGAGGCUGGUGCACUGAGGCCACACUCACUGACCUGCUCACAAUGCAUCUUUGGUUCUUCCUGUUAGUGACUGGCGGGGCUGUGGCCGUUUGACCUUUCAGGUCACAACAGGGCAGACACUCACCGUGUGCUGCAGUGGCUGUAUAAAACAUACCCUUCCUUGCACAGUGCUGAACUUGUGCUUCAAUAAAUUAACUAGUAUAUGAAGCAUAGUGCAAUGAAUUGGCUAAACAGAAAUGUCUACAUGUGUACAAAAUACCUGAAGAACUUAGGGCACUUUUCCACUGCACCAGGUACCAGACUUUUGGCACUUUCCCUUUUCCAUUGACUUAUAGUUGAGUAUCCAUACCAAAAGUUCCCGAGCCAAAGCAGCUGGGGUACUUCUUUGGUACUUUAGUAUUCUGGGGUCGGACUUGGAAACAUGUUCAUUUUCAAUUGGUUAUGCAAAUAGCCUGCUUUGGAAACACAAUACAAUCACCAUCUUGAAAAGUUACAAACUCAGAAAACAACAACAAAUGAAGUAAAAUAAUAAUAAAGUAAUAAUAAUGUAUGCAUAGACAAAUGAAGAGACCUUUAACUGAAUCUUUAAUUGCGAUCUAGUCGGAAGAACCAGAAGAAGAUCUAGACGGCAUGACAAGAAAUUUGCUAUAAUAUACUAGGGCUGCGCGAUACUGGAAAAAUUACAGAUAUUGCAGUGUGAUUUUUUUGUAAUAAAUAUUGGGGUAUUUAUAAAGCAAAAAAGGAGUCCGAAAUAAAUAGACUUCUCACAAACUCAACUAAGAGUGAGGAUGAAAAUGAUUAUGAUCUGACAUGCAGCACUUGUGCAAAAGCAGCAGCGGUAAACUUUACACUGAUUUUUAAACAUUCUACAUAAUCUUGAAAAUGAACAAUCAUUAAAAUUUCAGUGCUUGCUAACUCUUAUUUACUAUUACAGAAUAAAAUAUGUUUUAGCGAAACUUAAACCCCCCACACUGUAACAUCCAGACAGAAUGAAGGUAUGAAAAAGCCUGAUCUCAACCGGCUAACUAUCAUGGUCCUUGCGAUAUGUGAACUGCAUUUGCAUAACAUGCAAUGCUAGUAUUAAUAUCGCACAUUGCCCAGCCCUAUAAUACACUACAGCCAUUUUUCAAAUUCAGUGCAAAAUACCCCAUCUCACACUGUGAUGUCAUUCAGUGUUGGUACCAGUUUUUACGAGAGUGGAAAACCAACACCUCGAAGUACCAAAAGUAUGGUACCUGAUGCAGUGGAAAAGCACCCUUAAGGCCUCAGAAGAGAUACGAGCAACUCCUCCCCAUCAUUGAGUACAAAAGAGAUACAUUUCUUAGGUCUGCCUCUUUCUUGAUGUUCCUUAUGGGGAGCCGUGGAAGUGUCUUGUGGACAUGGAGGUGAUAGGGAGCGUGAGCUGUUGGAUCUGUCCCAUGAAGUCAGGCUCAGGAAGGCCAAGCUGCGAUGGAAAUUAAGGAGGCUUGGUGUAAGAAUGUGACUUAUUGAGGAUCCCUCUGCAAAGCAAUACUAGAGUACAGUGCUCACCUGCAAGCCUGUCACUAGAGGCUGGGAGAGGAUUUCAUGCUUGCGAGAGUCUUCCUGUACCCCAGGAGAUAUCUCUCUGUAACACAUACGCACCGUGCACUGUAUUUCGUCUGCUAAUGUCAGUGGCCUCCUCCUGUGUCUUAGCUAUGGCUGCUCAGUUACGGCAAAAAUCAUAAUCACAAUUAAUGUUGGUCAGUAUUGAGAUCACAAUUAUUUAACGCGAUUUCUCUUUGACUUUGAAUAUAGUGUGCAUUUAUUGAAUUAAAACUUGUCUAGUGGAUUUCCUCAAACUCUAAAUGUAAUUCAACUGAGAAACAAAUAAAAUGGAGCUGAAUGGGGUGCUUUGGGUUUAUAACACCAGACAAAAUAGGAGCAUCUUUGCAAUACAACAUGCGAUACAACAAUUGUUUUAUCUUGAUUCUUUUGUUUUGAUGAUCGUUGGAAGCCAAAAUCAUAAUUAAAAUUAAAAUUUGAUCAGUUGCGCAGCUCUGUUCUUGGCUAUGCGCUUGGUUAGUUGAUCCCUGCUGUGGCUCCAUCUUCUGCUUGGUUUGGACCAAAUGACCCAGCAUGUUCCAGGAUCUAGGGAGAAAUAAUCUCACAGUUUGCAUUCUCAGCUUCUGUAUUGUUCCCCAGCGUCUCCUGAUCUCUCUGGGCAGCCUUGGACAGGGAUGGUUCUUCCUUGCUGAAAGGGGUUAGUAAUGCUGUGAUUCAAGAAAAGGAAGGACGGCCGUAAUUCUGACCCAAAAGGAGAUACACUCUUACUGGUCAAAUUGUGCAUUUUAGGGAUUUAACUCUAGACCAGAUUCUUAAACUCCAGUCACAGUUGUGCAUCAGUUGCUAUGUCUAAAACCCAAAAUCCUCCUUCAGAAAUGCACAGGAGGCAGCUGAAAAAUACUGAUUCUAAGAAUUGCUUGAAGGCUUUCUUAAUGGAUACUAACACAAAAUGUAUGAGAACACUACAUGCUUUUUUGUUAGACUUAAAUAUCUUAAGAUACCAGGUUUUGUUACAGAAUAAAAAGUAACCUUGUUCUUACUUUGUGGUUUCUUAUCGCCUCUACAUGUCUGACUGGUACCAGGAGUAAUUCUGUUGUGUGCAUUGCAGAGAGUCAUGUCAAAAAUGUCCCUCUUGUGCAGUGAUAAUAUUUUUUAAGAUCCUUUCAAGAACUUAGAAAGGAAUUGUGUUUCGCUUUGAUUGAUUUUUAUAAAAUGCAGUGUUAAAGUGUCGUGUUGCAGACCAGACAAAAUGUCACAGAAUAAUGUCUCUGGUGACAUUUAAAAUGAGUUUUGCGUACUUGCCUUUGGCUUGUAGGUGUACAUUGCGGUUGAGGUUGCUGUUCCUCUUUGAGGAGGUGACCAUUUUGUUCCUUUGCAGAAGUGUGUCUGAACAAUAUAGACAUCGUGCUUUUGAGUGGCCAUGAGCUCUCCAUUCAUUAUCCAGACCGCUUUCUGGUGGCCCGUCCCCCCCCCUACUCCCCCAACACCCUUUUUAAGAACGCGGGCUUUUGGACAUAAUUCAGCCCAUUGUUGGCGCCUCACGCCCAGGACAAAGGGCCGUGGGGCCUGGGGAGCGAGCAGCCAGGUGUUCCUCUGGAUCAGCCAGCCCUCCGAGGGCCACAAGACCCACACAGCAGCUGCCCGCUGGGGCCUUUUGUGUAUCUCCAUUGUUGACACUCACCCCCCUGUUGGGUCAUGGACCGCGCGGGGGGGACAGUGGGGUGGGGAGUUGAGACCACUUGCUUAUCUUAGAAACCUCUAAGUCGUGAUGUAUCUCUGCCCCUGCAUAUGCCUGUGUGUGUUAAAACAUGGCAAAGGGUAUAUUUCUAUGUAUGAAUUAGCGUAUGGAUAUUCAUGCUUUCUGUUCAAGUGUGUGUGAGCAUGUGUGUGUGUACACGUGUGCACUAGUGUGCUACGCUUGCCUACAUCUGCCUGCCUGUCUCAUUGUGUGCUGCCCGAGCUCCCAUUGGCUGAAGAAGGUGGGGGAGGCGUGGCUAGCUGGGGUCCAUCUGUUGAGCCACUCAUUGUGCAGCCUGGCUGGGAGCGAACGGCUCUUCAGAUGGGCCUGUGGAGCGAGAGGUGCAGCACGAGGCUGAGGUCCCCUCCAAGUAGCAAGCACUGCCACCUGGACUAGAGGGAAGCACAGGAAAGAAGAAGAAAACCCAGGGUAUCCAUCUUAUGCUCUCAGGCUGUUUUCCUCUUUUUCUUCCACUUCUUUGCUGUGGCCAUUUUCCUACCAGCUAAGUCUCACAGGAAGCUGCUAGAUUCUUCUCUCUGUAGGAUUUAAAGGAUUUAAAGUCACAGUUUUCUUACCAGGGGCCAUUGGAGUCGAGGACUCAGAGCGGCGGCGGGCACGGCGGGCACGGAGGCACCACCGGGGGCCCCGAUCUGGAUGUUAGCGACGGCUUCAUGGGCCUCAAGGACCACCUGGAGGAUGGGGUAGGCCGCAUCCUGGACCUGGGGCUGGAUUUGGACUACCUCCAUGUGGAAACUAUGGAUCGCCAGUCUGGAGCGAGCGGCGACCCUGGUUCAGCUGCUGUGGAGAUGGGUGUGGCCCACGUGAGUGACAUCUGCUCCUCCACCUCCCUGGGGGACUCUGAGGAAAGUGCCGAGUCUGACAAUGAGGCCGAUCGGGCGCCUAGUAACUGCAGCCAUGGUGACCGCCCAUCGCCUAGCCCAGACUCAACUGCAGCACCACCUAGAGACACUCCUCAGUGUUCAGUGGUCCCUUUGGAAGAGCCCGACCAGGCUAACAUGGCCAGGGAGUACCAGACCAAGAUGGAGUUUGCACUAAAGCUGGGCUACAGCGAAGAACUGGUUCAACUGGUGCUAAGCAAACUUGGGCCUGGGGCACUGAUUAAUGAUAUUCUGGGGGAACUGGUCAAACUGGGCAGCAAACCAGAGGCUGAGCCGGGGGGUGGUUCAGCAGCCUUGCCCUCUGCCUCGUUGUCUGCCACGUCCUCCUCUUCCUCUUCCACCUCCUCCCCUUCUGGUGUCUUCCGCUCUGCCUCCAACUCACUCCGGUCCGACUCCCCCGUCUACCCAGAGGGCCCAGAUGACACGGACAACUUGCGGCCAGUAGUGCUGGAUGGCAGCAAUGUGGCCAUGAGCCAUGGCAACAAAGAAGUAUUUUCCUGCCGAGGUAUCCAGUUGGCAGUGGACUGGUUUCGGGACCGUGGGCACAGGGACGUCACUGUGUUUGUGCCGGCCUGGAGGAAGGAGCAGUCGCGCCCAGAUGCACUUAUUACAGACCAGGAGAUCCUGCGGCGGCUAGAGAAGGAGAAGAUCCUGGUGUUCACACCGUCGCGGCGCGUCCAGGGCCGGCGCGUCGUCUGCUAUGACGACCGCUUUAUCGUCAAGCUGGCGCACGAGUCCGACGGCAUCAUCGUGUCCAAUGAUAACUACAGAGACCUGGCCAAUGAGAAGCCCGAGUGGAAGAAGUUCAUCGACGAGAGGCUACUCAUGUAUUCCUUUGUCAACGACAAGUUCAUGCCUCCCGAUGACCCCCUGGGGCGGCACGGCCCCAGCCUGGACAACUUCCUGCGAAAGCGGCCCGUGCUCCCAGAGCACAGAAAGCAGCCAUGUCCCUACGGUAAGAAGUGCACCUACGGGCACAAAUGCAAAUUCCACCACCCGGAGAGGGGCCCCCAGCCACAGCGCUCAGUUGCUGAUGAGCUGCGUGCCAGCGCCCGCAGCUCCAGGGGCCUGGGUGACGGCGUGCUGGUGAAGAGCCACAGUGCCCCCUGUGCCCCCCGGCCAGAUGGUGCCAAGCGGCCCAGCUCCAAACGGCAGUCGGACCCUGCCGUGCGCGCCUACUCAUGUGGGGACCUGGAUGACAGCACACAAGGGGAGAUGCGUCGGAGGAGCAGCGCCCCCCCCAGCCAGGGCCUCGUCUGUGCCCCCCCGCAGGACACCAGGCCGCAGCCUGUAGGAGGCGCUGCGUCCUUCUCCUGCUCGGAAGUGUACCCACGCUGUGACUCGCCGGACCUGAGCUAUUACUCAGUGGUGAGCGGCUGUGCAUCGCUGGGCCUGGCGACAGAGGCGGCCCUUCUGCGGGGGGGCUCCGAGCCAUCCGACUGUGGCAGCGAGGGGGGGGUCAGCUGCGGCAGCAGUGGCUCCGACUCCUUCAGCGAGCGCACUCGUGUGCUCUCCCCAGACCCGCCCCUGGAUGACCUGAAUUGCCGCCACCACCGCCGCUACCUGCAGUACCCCGGCUACCCCCACUCCUACAUGUAUGCCCCGCCCCCCGGCGCUCUCUCGGCACAGUACUACCAGCGGCACACCGAGGGCCCGGGCAGGGCACAAGGCUUUGGCCGUGAGGACAAACGCUCACUGCCCUACAUGCCCACACGUCCGGUGGUGAGCUCCGGCUGCCACAGCGACUGCACCUCGCUGCCCCUGACCCCCCCGCGUCCCCCCGCCUCCCCCCCUGGCCGCAGCUUGGCUUCCACCCGUGCCGAGAGCAUUUCUGACUCCCGCCUCUACCGGCAGUCCCUGCUGCAGAGAGGGGGGCCCUACAGCAGCUGGGACUCGUAUCACGGCCACCACCGCCCCCCCCCAGCCAUGCCGGUGCCCCCACCCAGCCAGCCCUGCUACCAGCCCUUUGCCUUUCAGAAUGCAGCAGAAAACCGCGAGCAGGCCUGGCGUCAGCCCUGGGGCCGCUCCCCCAACCCCAGCCACCCCCCAGCGGAGCCCCCCCCUCUGAGCCGCUACCAGGACGUGCGGGAGAAGGUCUUCGUCAACCUCUGCAACAUCUUCCCCCCAGAACUGGUGCGGCUGGUGAUGGGUAGGAACCCCCAUGUGACAGAUGCACAGGAACUGGCGGCGGCCAUCCUGGCUGAGAAAUCCUCGGGAUACUGAGGAGGGCCGGGGCUCCUCCUGUCCUCCUUUAGUGAAUCACUGCAUCUCUCCUGGGCCACUGGCUGGUUCACAUUAGUGAUGCAUUAUGGAGGUGACAGAUGACAUGGUCUUCAUUACUGUGAUGGGGUGAGGUGGCACUGAAACCCCAGUGCACAUGCAGGCCAACAGUAGCACUUGGCUGCAGAAGACUGUCGCUUUCCAUAGUUUUAAUUUUUAAAAAAUUGCCUAAAUGUAUCUGCACAGCUGGCAAAGUUUUGUUCAUAGAGAGGGCUUUUAAUAGUGUGUGUGUGUGUGUGUGUGUGUGUGUGUGUACUGAAACAAAAGUCAGUUUAUUAUUAUUUAUUUUUCACAAAUUGUUAAUUUUUAAAAUUUUUCUUUUUGUAAAAUGAGUUUUAGCAAGAAGGUGUUGAUCCUUAAGGCACUUUUCCAUUGGUGUUUAUCCAACUAAAGACAGAAGCAAAAAUCCUGGCAAUCAGAUAACAUGAGCCCAAGGCUGUAGGUUUGCUGUGAUUCAUCGGAGAGGCAGAGGUCAUGCUCCGAGAUCAGUAGAAAAUUGGCUCAAUCAAUUUAACUGGCUUUUUUUUUUGACAAAGUAAAGCUAAAACUGUUUACUGCCGUUUAACUGUGAUCAAGGUUUGGGUGCUCAGGACGAAAACGUUCCAGUUUCAGCCAUCUGCUGUGAUUCACAGGGUAAUGAAAUACACAUGAUGACCCCCAACCCCAAGUCACCUUAAUAACGACGUAUUUAUUUUUCUAUACGCCAAUUAUUGUUUUUACCCAGAAUGCCUUGACAGUCCCUGAUGCCGAGGGAUUGGCUUUCCGCUUUACAAUCCAUCGCUUCUACUCACUUUGCAUUCAUUUGUUUUUAUUGUAAAAAAAUUAAAUUUCUUCCCAAAAACAAGAUGCCAUUGAAAUCACAAGACUUAAGCUGUUUGAGGAUAUGCAAGUCCGUGUGGUUGAUGCACUAUAAUGUAUUGCUUAAUUUAUUUGAUCAUUAUUGUUCUUUUAUGUUUUGUUUUUGUUAUGUUGUUUGUCAUGUUUUUUGUUACAGUAAAGUUACAAAAGGUGUUGUCAUAGAAACCAGCAAGGGUAUGCCCUGUCUAGGUUACUCAUGGAGAUGGAUGUGUGUAUCGCUUUGGGUUUACUGCUGUCCAGCAAAACGGUGACCAAAUGUAUAGAGGGGGCAGUGCUUGCCAGCUCGCUCUGAAGUUAUCCGCAUUCCUGUUCCCCACCUAAAUAUUUCUGGGGUUGGAAUUUGAAGCCGUCACAGUGGUUGUGCACCUGUGCUCAGGUGCCGCUUGCUGGCUACACCAUCUCCGUCACACAGCGGGAAGGACUUGUCUGCCCGCCACAUAGCUGUCAGACUUCCGUUCGGUGGUUUCCUCCUAGCUGGCAGGGGAGACCGUACCGCUACACAAACCUUGGGGGCUUAAUAAUAAGAAACCCUUUUACAGUUGAUACAAAUUGUAUCUUAUUAAGUUAAUUACAGAUUUUUAAUAUAUGAGAGAUACACAUGUACACAGUAUAUAUGAAUGUUUAUGAUAGUUUACAGUAGUCACACUUUUAACUGUUGUUAAAGAGAAGGUCUUGGGCAACGUUUCAUUGUAUAAUUACAGUAUGGAGAUGGGUUUGGCGGGAUGUAGAGUGCUGGAUGCAGAUGCUCCUAUUAAGGAAGUUUAGAAGGAACAGUGAUUACAGGAGGGGGCAUUUGCAUUGAGACAUUAAACCCAUUUAUGGCCUCAGCAACAUGUAUUAUCACAGUAUCAGUGUUCAUAAUGCUGGAGGCCUAUUUUCCUUAAUGCCAUUCACUCCUGGUGUGCCGCUGUAAUAUACGUAGGUGUGCAGUUGUUAGCAUUAAGGUAGAUCUAGCAGCUGUAGCAAUAGGUAAUAUUAGCAGUAGCAACUGAGAGUAUCAGCAGAUGUGGACAGUUGACACCAGAAUCGGAAUUAGUGACAAAAUGCUGCAGAAAGAAAUCUGGAUUCAUGAAACAAUUACAAAUUCUGAAAGCGGUCCAGGUCUCCAGCAUGUUCAGUAAUUACCGAUCAGGACAGGUAACUGUUUUUGUUUGAAGUCCUGUUUUCUUUAAUGGCCCACUUGGUUUCUUGGGGGUCGAUAUGAAAGAGGGCAGCAUGAUGUGUGAUGAACACCUUUUUUUAAACGUGAAGAGCCUUCCCCUGGCCGCGUGACACCAUGUGUCGCGCUGAGCGGUGGGGUGGGCGUACAGUAAAUGCUUCUACAUGGCAUUGCGCUUAUUGACACACCCAAUGAUAAUCUGAACCGUGUUCAGCUGUUUCUUCCUCUUAUUUUUCUUAAUGCUUUACUACUGUCCAAGAGAACUUGUGUAAAGGCUGUCAGCUGCUUGGCGUGAUGUUCAAUGUGUAGCUUUGCUGGAUGUUUCAUACAUUAUUUUUAGGUUGUUCUUGCUGGAAUCGUUCAGCUCUGCUCUGCUCUGCAUUUUAAAUUGAUAACGUAUCUCAUUACAAGUAGAUUAUGUAUCAGUGUAUACAAAUUAGUGUCAGUAUAGUACUAUGGAUGCAGAUGCCUUUUGCUCAUUUCAGCAUAAAGGUAGCAUUUUGUGGAGUGUAUGAAUUUCUGUUUAAUAUUGGUUUGCUUUCAUGGAGUUUUAUUCUAGUUGUAGAGUAUAACAUAUUAGAAGCUUCAUCGUAGAACUACCUGACAGGUCUUUCCUUUAGAAAAAACAAAGAAAAUGGAAAAAAAAAAGAAAGCUUGACAGUGCAGGACUUCAGGGAUGCUAAAUCCCCAUGAUGACCAAAGGAGGUGGCUAACUUUAUACUCAAGUGUUAGUGUACAUGUGCAUUGUUUUGCCAGGCCUACAGUAGAGCUGGGGGAUAUGGCCAAAAAUGUUAUCGCGAUAAAAAAUGUUCAUAUUGGUCGAUAUUGAUAAUUAUUGCAAUGAGUGUCAAAUCGUUCUUUCCAGUUUAAUGAUUGAUUUUUACUCCUGGGUUAACUAACUAUUCUCCUGAGAUAAACUAUUCUCUGUCAUCCAAACGUGACAAAAACUGGCCAGAAUGAUGCUCUCAGAACAAUUCGUUAUAUUUUCUAAGCCCACUAGAUGGAGUUCUCUGUUCAUAAAAGGGCUCAAAGCGUGUCGAGAAGGAAACAAAAAGCGCCACGUGGUUUUGAAAAGUAUCGCAAAUGGUUCAUGAACCCUCAUUUUGGCCAUCACUACCAAGCAUUUUUGGCAUUUUGUAUUUCACAAGUCUGAGAUGAACAGCUUAUUUUAGUCAUCGCUGCAAAAACACCACCACAUUCUAUCUGUUACUUAAUUAUCUGUGGAUUGUUACUGUCGGGGUUUUUCAUGGAUUGAAUUUUACUGAGGCUUUUCCUUUUGGAUUUCGCUGGAUUACCCUUAAUGUAUUCUGUUACCUGUUGAAUAGAUCCCUCCUUUUCAAGGCUGUGCUUGUGUUGCCAGUCCUGAUAAGUAGUCACAAAGAAAGUGAUGUCAUUUUCUGAUGCAAAGCAAGUCACCGAAAUAUCGAAAUCAUAUUGCGCAUUUGGAACAUUGAUAUCGAGGGACAUUAUCCUGCGAUAAUUAUCAUUUUAUCACCCAACCCAUGCCUACAACAUAACUCACCUGGAAAACAAAACUGAAAUGCGGGCCAAGCGCCUAAAAUUCAAUGUCUCCAAAUCUGUGUACGUCUGCUUUUAGUUUUAAUCUAUUCCCCCAAUUUAAUUUAAUUAGUCCAAUUAAUUGCAGACAAUCCUUGUUUAGCCCAAAAAACUGCAGUUAAAUUUGUGUAUGUACAAAUGGUGAAACUUAAGAACUUCACCCUGCCCUUGGUAGUGAAGUGGCACAGAGAUGUCUUCACUCUAGUGUCACGUCAUCACUGUCAUCAUUUCAGUCACACAGGAAGAUGGGAUUCAUCCAUUUCCACAUUAUAAACAAUUAAAGAAAGUAGUAGGACUCGAAAUUGCAUUUCAUUUGUAGCUCUGUGUUUAUACUUGGUUGAAUAAACUAAAUGCAUCCCCCUAGUGUUUGCAAAGCAUAUUAAAUUCAUGAUUCAAUGUGUUUAGAUUAAUUGCAGUUACAAUAUGAGAUGCAUAAUUCCAGCUUCAGGUGAACUGAUUAGAUAUGCAGCGAAGCUGGGUGUUUUUUUGACAGCAGUCCAGCUCAAGAGACAUCUGUCCAAGAACAUGCCAAUAAAUCGUCACCAAGACUAUUGUCAUUUGAACAUGUCAAGUUAUUUCAAAUUCUUUAACAGGUCUGCUUCAAAAGUUCAAGUUAAACACCAAAUUCCACAAAACCGUGUCUGAUAGUAAUGUGCAGAAACGUGUAUUUUCCAGAAUUACUUUGGUCAAUGCUUGUGUCUGCAGUGAACCAAUGCUUGGUUUUGUGUGAUGUAUUUUGUAAAAGAAUUUGUGAAUCGGGAGCUUUGAAAAUAAAAUAAACUUGCAUUGGC
This is a messenger RNA of Brienomyrus brachyistius, 14394 nucleotides long. RefSeq names its product probable ribonuclease ZC3H12C. The record is from RefSeq and is a predicted model, not a curated record. Gene Ontology annotation, molecular function: metal ion binding; RNA endonuclease activity; mRNA binding. The transcript has 6 exons. Bases 7522 to 9972 code for a protein of 816 amino acids. Lineage: Eukaryota; Metazoa; Chordata; Actinopteri; Osteoglossiformes; Mormyridae. Gene Ontology annotation, cellular component: cytoplasmic ribonucleoprotein granule; nucleus.